AAAGAAGUUUCGGAGUGGUGCGCAGGGAAACACUUCGGUGCUGUUCGUUAUUUCUCUAUCAAUCUCUCCUUCUGCAUUCCCCCAUUCCUCGCCUCGCCUCCACCCGGGCAGGACAUGGAGGUGACAGACUCAUGCCCCGUCUGCCUGGAGCCAUGGAACAAGACGACCCACACGCCCAAGUUUCUCAGCUGCCACCACACCCUCUGCCUCGACUGUGUGAUCACUCUCUUCGAAAAUGCAGUCGCUGAAGAAGGAGGAGGAGGAGGAGGAGGAGGAGGAGGAGGAGGUGGCGAGGAGGGAGAUUGGCAAGGGAGAAGGGGAAGAGGAAGAGGAGGGUUUGUACAGAGGAUAAGAGGAGGCACUCCCAGCGAGGAGGUUCCUUCCCCUUGGUCUCCCACAUCGAUCCCGAGGAGAUUCAUCCUGUCCCGAGGGCCAGAGAGCCAUCCGAACCCCAAAGUGGCCAGCGACGUGAAAAUCCUCUGCCCCAUGUGUAGGUCCUCCACGCUCGUCAGGGACCCCAACAGCCUGCAGACCAACUUCUACUUGGGAUCGCUCCGUCGCACCCCUUCCGUCCCCAGGUUAUUAUUAUGGUGUGAGACCUGCGACGCCAUAGCCGAGCCAGCUUGCGGGGAUCAUAAGGUCCAUCCCCUGCCAGACAGGGUUAAGGCUCUUAAGGACGAGCUGACGUCAUCCAGCAUCUUCUUCCUGGAGAACAUGUACGCCGUCCUGGCCGAACAGAACCGCCACAUGAAGGUGUACAAGUGGCUCUGCACCGUCCUGGGCAGCGCCAGGGACCAGGUCAAACAAGCCUUCGUGAAAACUAAUAAUGAUUACAAUAUAACUGCUGCAAGGAUACAAAUUCUUCAGCAAAUGCUCGACGAGUGCGAGGCUGUCUGUGCCAAAGUUGAAGAUGAAGAGAAGGUAACGGAGUUGUUGCGUCUCCAAACGACUCUACGGGCGAAUAACUCCUCUUGGUACGGAGAUGAAGGAGGAGAAGAGGAGAGAGAAGGGAUAGAGGAAACAGGAGGAGAGAAGAAGCGAAGGAGGAUAUCCCUGCCCGUUUUCCAAAACUUGUUCUACAUCCACAGCGACAUCCAGCCUCCUGACAGCUUUCAGAAUGCGCACGUUAUCAUGGAGACGAACGUCGACGGCACUACGCUCUCCGUCUUAACCGAGAAUGAGAUAGAGAAAGAGGGAGAAUCGGGAGAGGAAGAGAUGAGAGGGCAGACGGAGGUGGAUGUCCUGAGGCGCUCUUCGUGGCAGCAGAGCCAGAACCCCAAAAAGGGAGACGACAAGAGAUCCUUGUCGUUCUCGGUCACAGACACCGCGCAUCGACGCCUAGGACCGUCUAGGUCGCCAUCGACGCCUGCUGGGAUGUGUGGAACCCUUCCAGUCUCUCACAGGGCUCCUUCGGGGAAUCACAUAGGCGCACCAACCAUAAAUCCGGGAACAAACACGAUGCCCUCCAGAUGGCGAGAAGGUCCUUCAACCGCGACUCCCAACAAUGUGGGUGUUCCUGUCCCUGCUCCUCAUGCCCCUUCGCCCGUUCCCUUCUCCUAUAUCGCGCCCCAAGACAGGUGUCCCGAGCUGCUCCUCAGGGACCCACAGCUCGCUUCCUCUAACGCCGAGGAGACGCGACCGCCACAAGAGGGGCAGGUGUCCCUCUUCUCCGAUGACCUGUUGCUCGAGGCUUCCUGUACGCAUCGGCCCCCCCUUCCGUGGCCGUCAGAGCUCAAUGCUGUGAGUUUCUUAGAAUUACAAGGAGAACCGUCGUCUCAACAAGGGGAUGAGGCUACCAGUAAUAUUUUGGAAUUCCUUGAAGAGUCGCCGUACCUCGCGAAUGUGGAGCCGCAAGCUGGACCCCACGACAGGCGCAGGAGAUCGAGACGGAGGCCGGAGGAGCAGAAUCGCGGAAGAAGGCGACGGGGAAAUGCGUGCGUUAUCGUUUAACCUGUCUACCAUCCCUUCUCUCUCACGCGUGGUAAACAGGCUAAGAAAGUUCUGUGUCCUGUGGAUAUGGAUGUUAUUACAUGUAGGCAAUAUUAUUUGUGGAUAUUAUGUAAACUAGUGUUCUUAGUGUCCGUACUUGAGCACCGUUAGAAUAAAUUAUGCAAAUCCAUCUUCAGAAAUAAUGGAUACUUUCAAAAUUGAAAUUUAUACGGCUUAUUAUUUUCUACUGAAAGAAACUGUGGUUUGAAAUACAAGAAAAUAUUUUCUGAAUAGCUUACGCGGUUUAAAUAGUGCGUUAAUAUUUUUGCUUACUUGAGCUUGUGUUUUGGUUAUCGUACAUCUGCAUACUGUAUAAAUGUGGCUAUAUUCCCUUUUUAUACAUUCACCCAAACUGUAUUUCUUAUUCCAAUACAUCAUAUUCAUGUUGAUAAAUGUAGAAAAGACAUGAAUGAGAAUUAUAUAAUCAAAUACAUAUAUUGUACUGUCAAGAUAUUCAUUCUCAUUCAUACCCUUUCUACAUUCCAUAUAGCAAUAUUGCCGUUGUGCCUAAAAUAAAAUUUUAACACUC
Molecule: messenger RNA, 2518 nt
Organism: Penaeus indicus
Lineage: Eukaryota; Metazoa; Arthropoda; Malacostraca; Decapoda; Penaeidae
Exons: 5
Coding region: 115-1950 (611 amino acids)
Biological process (GO): protein ubiquitination
Molecular function (GO): ubiquitin protein ligase activity
Source: RefSeq, a predicted model, not a curated record